AAUUAAAAGAAAAAAAAAAUAAAAAAAUCUCAUUCCACACACUCUCUCUCUCUCUCUGUCUCUCCCCUAAAAUGGAACCCAGUGAGAGCCAACUCAGCUCCUACUUCCGCCACCACCACCACCAGAACCCCAUCACCACUACGACCAACGCCGCUGUCUCACCGACCAAUGGGCUCAUGCCACCUGCAGAAGGUGGCGGGCUCCACAUGCUCUACUCUCACCCGUCCUCGGUGCCUUCUUCCGCGGUGACGACGACGACUACCACGACGUCUUCGCCGCUGGAGGGCACGCCCACGGCUAAGAGGAAGCGAGGGAGGCCUAGGAAGUACGGCACUCCGGAACAAGCCCUUGCCGCCAAGAAGGCCGCCGCUCAGCAGCAAACGACGUCGUCUCACUCCCACUCUUCCAAGGACAAGAAGGACGCCACCUCUGCUUCCUCCAAGAAAUCUCAUCUCGUCGCUCCCGGCAAUGCAGGGCAAGGUUUUACGCCACAUAUCAUUACUGUAGCUGCUGGUGAGGAUGUGGGCCAGAAAAUUAUGAUGUUCAUGCAACAAAGCAAGCGUGAACUAUGUAUUUUAUCUGCAUCUGGUUCGAUCUCUAAUGCUUCUCUUCGACAGCCAGCAACUUCUGGAGGCAACAUUGCGUAUGAGGGUCGGUUUGAGAUUAUUUCACUCUCUGGAUCUUAUGUGCGCACUGAGCUUGGAGGGAGGACUGGCGGGUUGAGUGUUUGUCUAUCUAGUACAGAUGGCCAAAUUAUUGGAGGAGGAGUUGGAGGACCACUACGGGCUGCAGGCCCAGUACAGGUUAUUGUUGGUACAUUUCUGUUUGACACCAAGAAGGAUAUCAAUGCGGGGGUAAAAGGUGAUACUUCUGCUAGCAAAAUGCCAUCACCAGUUGGUGGGGCAGCAGUAUCAAGUAUUGGAUUUCGCUCAGCUAUUGACUCUUCUGGAAGAAAUUCAGUCAGGGGAAAUGAUGAGCCCCAAGCUAUUGGAGGAAGUCAUUUCAUGAUUCAGGGCAUGCAGAUGACAACUUCGCGGCCCACAGAUUGGAGGGUUGGUCCUGAUGCUAGAAGUGCUGCUGUUUAUGAAUUAACAGGAAGAACAGGGCACGGAGGACACCAAUCUCCCGAAAACGGGGAUUACGAGUAACUUCCAGAUUAGGGGUUACUUUCGUGGAUGGAAGGCACUGUUUUGAGGUAGAUAGAUGUAUAAUAUUAUGUGUACCCAGCACCUCGUAGCUCUAUCAGCUGAUGCUGUUAUAUAGUAUGCUCCACCUGUCCGAAAAUUGCAUGCUUGUGCACUUCGUAUCAAAUAUUUCUGUCUUCAUUGCUCAA
Juglans microcarpa x Juglans regia is the source of this 1333-nucleotide messenger RNA. Its product is annotated as AT-hook motif nuclear-localized protein 14. The record is from RefSeq and is a predicted model, not a curated record. The transcript is spliced from 6 exons. Lineage: Eukaryota; Viridiplantae; Streptophyta; Magnoliopsida; Fagales; Juglandaceae. Bases 72 to 1148 code for a protein of 358 amino acids. Gene Ontology annotation, molecular function: minor groove of adenine-thymine-rich DNA binding.